Molecule: messenger RNA, 388 nt
Organism: Mesitornis unicolor (brown roatelo)
Lineage: Eukaryota; Metazoa; Chordata; Aves; Mesitornithiformes; Mesitornithidae
Product: protein EFR3 homolog A-like
Exons: 4
Biological process (GO): protein localization to plasma membrane
Cellular component (GO): plasma membrane
Source: RefSeq, a predicted model, not a curated record
GAAGACAGAUUCCUGAUUAACAAUGCCUGGCAGAGUGUGCUGUUGCUGUGCUGCUUUGCGACCUCGCUACAAGCGUCUGGUAGAUAACAUAUUUCCUGAAGAUCCAAAAGAUGGUCUUGUUAAAGCCGAUAUGGAGAAGCUGACUUUCUAUGCGGUUUCUGCACCAGAAAAGCUGGAUCGUAUUGGUGCAUACCUAGCAGAGAGACUGAGCAGAGAUGUUGUCAGACAUCGUUAUGGGUAUGUUUUAAUUGCCAUGGAGGCAUUGGACCAGCUUCUAAUGGCUUGCCAUUCUCAAAGCAUAAAACCAUUUGUGGAAAGUUUCCUUCAUAUGGUGGCCAAGCUUCUGGAGUCGGGGGAACCAAAGCUGCAGGUUCUUGGAACUAAUUCU